Messenger RNA from Mucor mucedo, 1431 nucleotides. Its product is annotated as farnesyl-diphosphate farnesyltransferase. Gene Ontology annotation, molecular function: squalene synthase [NAD(P)H] activity. Gene Ontology annotation, cellular component: endoplasmic reticulum membrane. The transcript has 5 exons. Gene Ontology annotation, biological process: farnesyl diphosphate metabolic process; ergosterol biosynthetic process. The record is from RefSeq and is a predicted model, not a curated record. Lineage: Eukaryota; Fungi; Mucoromycota; Mucoromycetes; Mucorales; Mucoraceae. Bases 103 to 1365 code for a protein of 420 amino acids.
GGCUGAUAUUUUUUCCACGUCCCCCACUUUUGUACGAGCACGACUUUUUUGAGAGGAGAACAAUUAAAAUUUCUCUUUGUUCCUUUUUCAUAACUCAUCAUCAUGUUGAAAGUAUUCCUUGAUUCUAUUACAAAGCCUGAAGAGCUCCAAGCCUUGUGUAAAUACAAGUUUGCUCCCAAGUCAGCUUCUGCUGCCAGCCUUCAACAAACUUUAGCCCAAGACACGUCAAAGAAGAGCUGUUACGAAUUCUUAAACAUGACCUCUCGAAGCUUUGCUGCUGUUAUUCAAGAAUUAGAUGAAGAAUUAAGAGAUUCGGUUUGUUUGUUCUAUCUCGUGUUGCGUGGCUUGGAUACAAUUGAAGAUGACAUGUCUUUGGAUUUAAAUAGAAAGGUUGAAUUGUUGAGAUCUUUUGACCAAAUCAUUUACCAAAAGGGCUGGACCUUUAACGAAAAUGGACCUAAUGAAAAGGAUCGCGAGUUGUUGGUUCACUUUGACGUGAUUAUCAACGAGUUUCUUCGUCUCAAGCCCGAAUACCAAAAGGUAAUUGCCAAUAUCACCAAAUUGAUGGGUGAUGGUAUGGCCGAUUAUGUCUCUGGAGAACACCGUGAAAACACAGCUAUUGCAACCGUUAAAGACUUUGACCUCUAUUGUCAUUAUGUUGCAGGCCUUGUGGGUUAUGGUCUUUCGGACCUCUUUGCCGCUUCGGGUCUUGAAUCCAAAGAAAUUGCUGACGACAAGGUCUUGUCAAAUGCAAUGGGUCUCUUCUUACAAAAAACCAACAUUAUUCGUGAUUAUCGCGAAGAUUUAGAUGAUGGCCGUCAAUUCUGGCCAAAGGAAAUUUGGGGUAAAUAUGUCGAAAAGUUCAGUGAUCUGACCAAGCCCGAAUAUAAGGAUAAGGCACAAGCUUGUUUGAGUGACAUGGUGUUGAACGUGUUAGAUGAUGUUCCUCAAGUUCUUACUUAUCUUUCAAAGCUCAAGAACCAAUCCGUCUUCAACUUCUGUGCUAUCCCUCAAGUGAUGGCUAUUUCUACUCUUGCUCUUGUCUUUAACAACCUCGACAUUUAUCAUCGUAACCUCAAGAUUCGUAAGGGACAAGCUGUCAAGUUGAUUAUGGAUAGCAAAGAUAUGGAUCAUGUUGUGUCCAUCUUUAGACAAUAUGUCUUUGAGAUCUCUCGAAAGAACGAGGCUACAGAUCCCAACUUUAUGAAGAUCUCCAUGGCUAUUGGUAGAAUCGAACAAUGGAUUGCUGCCAACUAUAAGCCUUCUCCUCAGUCUCUUCAAAAAGCUCAACAGCCUAGUAUUUUCUUGCCCAUUAUUCUUGGUCUUCUUGGUAUGUUCAUCAUGAACUACUUUAAGAAUGCUUAAAAAUUUAUUUUGUAUUUAAAAACACCUACUUAUCUCCAUAUUUUACAUUAAUAUCUCGUUUUACAU